ACAUCAAACGCCACGGAACAAUCAGGUUCGGCCUAUCUCGACGGGGAAGCCACUGUGACAGUACGCAAAGGGAGGUCGAUCUUAAUUCUCCAUAACAAAAGUACAAAGGCCAGUCGGAGACCAAAGACAGUUUAACACCUCCCUCUGUCCGCGCGCCCAGGCGGCGCCUCGGCGGAUAGAGCGCGUCUCUCUCAUUAGGACAAGAUGGGACGACCUGAAAGAUGCAGAGGUGAGGGAGGGGGGUGGACAGCGACUACAAAAACAACUCAUCUUACCUCGCAUAACCCAACUUGGCAAGGUAGAAAAGCAGUGUGAAGAGAGAUCGUUCAUUUUUUGGGCCUGUCUUGGGCCGUUUUGUGGAAAAUGAGAAGCUUGUAAAAAUAUUUGGAUUACUAGGGGACUAUAGAGGAAGUGAAACUCAACGGUAAAAUGUUAGGAGAAGGCAGGGAGUCGCCAGUGUCUACUGUCGUUCAGGCUGACAGUGACCAAGGAGAUGAAGAUUGCCCUCGUAUUUCACUCCUGAACGGAAUAGACCAAAGUCGGCGACACCGGACCGCGUUCACACGGGAGCAGCUGAACCGUCUGGAGCAAGAAUACUGCAAAGAAAGUUACGUGUCUCGACCCAGACGAUGUGAAAUGGCUGCAGCGCUAAACCUCCCAGAAACAACGAUAAAGGUCUGGUUUCAGAACAGAAGAAUGAAGGACAAGAGACAACGUCACAGUCUACUCUGGCCUAAUCUAAUGGACCCAAACCUGUGUGCUUUCAUGGUGAGCCAGGCGGCAUCAGGACUGCCCUACCCACUGCUACCCCACAUACCUCUUCAUCUGUACUCUCACCUGGGCAUGGGUUACUCAAACCCUUAUGUUGCCACAACAAGGUCAGUGGACACUGUGCACCUCCCUCCUUCAACCUACCCCUGGCUGGGUGGACUUCCACAGCCAACUUUGUACUCCCCUGCUCAGACGAUGCACCAUCCUGUGGCAUGCCCAUGUCCCCACUGCCUCCACUGGAGACCGGAACAACAGCGUAAAGCCGGAGGGGGAGCCAGCCUGGAGUUACGACAGGCACGCAACUCAAAACCUUUGGCAAUGCUUCAGGACAAUAGCAAAGAGGUGUCUUUGCCUCAAUAAAGAUGAUGUCACGUUUUAUUUAUGUAUCUGUACAGUUCAGAAUCUAGA
This is a messenger RNA of Triplophysa dalaica, 1179 nucleotides long. RefSeq names its product even-skipped-like1 (gene eve1). Gene Ontology annotation, molecular function: DNA-binding transcription factor activity, RNA polymerase II-specific; RNA polymerase II cis-regulatory region sequence-specific DNA binding. NCBI's taxonomy places the organism in Eukaryota, Metazoa, Chordata, Actinopteri, Cypriniformes, Nemacheilidae. The transcript is spliced from 3 exons. Gene Ontology annotation, biological process: regulation of transcription by RNA polymerase II. The record is from RefSeq and is a predicted model, not a curated record. The coding region runs from base 430 to 1131 and encodes 233 amino acids. Gene Ontology annotation, cellular component: nucleus.